CCCCCAGAGGGCAAUAAACCUAAGGACGCUAAACAGAUGGUCAUUAAGGAAGUCGGCUUCCAAUGCUUAGAUUGUGGCAAGAUCCUCACUACUCCUACGAGCCUGAACACUCACAUGCGCAUCCACACUGGAGAAAAGCCUUAUGUCUGCAAGGAGUGUGGCAAGCGCUUCUCAGAUACCAGCGCUUACCGUUAUCACUUGUUAAUACACAAUGGGGUCAAGCCAUUCAAAUGUCAGGACUGUGGGAAGGCUUUCAAGCAGAAGUCUCUCCUCAGGAAGCACAUGACUGUUCACUCUGGUGAGAGGAAGUACUCCUGCUCCCAAUGCGACAGGAAGUUUGCAUACAGGGAGAGUCUGAAGCUUCACCUGCGCACACACUCCGGGGAGAGACCUUUCAAAUGUACUGUCUGUGCUAAAGACUUUGCUGACAAAGGUUAUCUGAAGACUCAUCUGAAGAUCCACAGCAACCAGAAAAACUACCAUUGUGGGGUUUGUGGGCAGAAAUUCAUAAGGAUUGGUGUGCUGAACAUACACCUGCGCUCACACACAGGUGAGAGGCCUUACCACUGCACAGUGUGUGACAAGCAGUUUGCCCGACUCGACCACCUGAAGAACCACCAGCGCACUCACACAGGAAAAUGCCACGGGCACUAUCUGAUGUGAGGAGACAUUUCACUGCAGCUAAUGUAGAAGGAAAAGCUGUGUACAUUUGCAAAUACUGUGACAAAUCAAAUGUGAAUAAUGCAUCAAAGAUGCAGAAUCAUCUGGCCAAGUGCAUAAAGUUCCCUCAGCGCUCACAGCAAGCAACCUCUGACCAAAGUCCCUCUACUUCUAGUAGAGGUGAAAAUGAUAAAUCAGACACCUUAUCAAUAGCAACAGCUCAUGGUCCUCCUGGAAUCAGAAGGUUUUUUCUUACUGAAUGGAGGAACGUGGUCAGAGAAAUGCUGUUGAAUGUCUUGCUCAAGCUGUGUAUACAACUGGUUCACCUCUGAUGCUCACAGGCAAUGUGUAUUGGAAGAGAUUUCUGAAUGUACUUCGCCCAGCAUACACCCCUCCAACCAGAGUUCAGGUGAAGGUCAAGCAAAUCAUAGACAAAGCAGACUGUAGCAAUCAUCUCUGAUGGGUGGUUGAAUGUACGUGGCAAGGAAUAAUUAGCUAUAUCAUCUCCCCUCAACCAGUAUUCUACAAGAGAACAGACACACAAGGGACAACAGACACACUAGUCUCUACAUUGCAGAUGAGCUGAAGGCAGUCAUCAAUGACCUUGGACCACAGAAGGUAUUUGCACUGGUAACAGACAAUGCUUCAAACAUGAAGGUCGCUUUUUCUAAAAUGGAGGAGUCCUACCCUCACAUUACACCCAGUGGCUGUGCUGCUCAUGUAUUGAAUCUGCUCCUCAAGGACAUUGUGGUACUGAAAACAAUGGAUACACUCUACAAGAGAGCCAAGGAAAUGGUUAGGUAUGUGUAGGGUCAUCAAGUUACAGCAGCAAUCUACCUCACCAAUUAAAGUGAGAAGAAUAAGAGCACCACAUUGAAGCUGCCCAGCAACACCUGUUGGGGUGGUGUUGUCAUCAUGUUUGACAGUCUUCUGGAAGGGGAGGAGUUUCUCAAGAAAUGGCCAUAUCACAGUCUGCCAAUUAUGGACAGCCAUAUCGAGGAUCCUCCUGGAUUAUCUAUUUUGGGAGAGAGUGGUAAGCCUGAAACCUAUAGCAGUAGCCAUUGCACGGAUUGAGGGAGACAAUGCCAUCCUGUCUUAUGUUCAGACUCUGCUUGUAGAUGUAAGAGAAGAAAUCCGUAUUGCCCUGCCCACUUCACUGCUGCUCCAAGCAGAGGAAACUGCAGUUCUGAAAUACAUCAAAAAGCGUGAAGACUUCUGCUUGAAGCCCAUACAUGCCGCAGUGUACAAGUUGAACCCAAAGUAUGCUGGCAAGAGCAUCAUGUCUGCUGCAGAGAUCAACAAGGCAUAUGGUGUCAUCACUACCGUGUCUCUCAACCUUGGCCUGGAUGAGGACAAGGUUCUUGGCAGUCUGGCGAAGUACACUUCCAAGCAAGGGCUUUAGAAUGGAGAUGCAAUAUGGCAGUCAUGCCAAUGUAACAGUAUAGACUUUACGUCCGUCCCCUUGCCCCGACCUGGGCGCGAACCAGGGACGCUCUGCACACGUCAACAGUCACCCUCGAAGCAUCGUUACCCAUCGCUCCACAAAAGCCGCGGCCCUUGCAGAGCAAGGGUAACCACUACUUCAAGGUCUCAGAGCAAGUGACGUCACCGAUUGAAACGCCUCUAGCGCGCACCACUACUAACUAGCUAGUCAUUUCACAUCGGCUGCACCAACAUCUCUCAUCAGCCACCUGGUGGAAGGGACUUUGUGGAUCCGAGGCUCCUUCCCCUGUUGCCUCCAUCAUCCUCCAAAUCCCACCAACAUCAGCCGCCUCAGAGCGCAACUGGUCCUUGUUUGGGAACACACACCAAAGCACGCAACAGGCUGACCAAUACAAGGGUUGGAAAAUUGGUGGCCAUCAGGGCAAAUUUUAGGCUUUUUGAGCCUGACAAUGAGCCAUCUUCAACAGGGUUGGAAAGUGACAGUGAAGAUGAGGCCUCAGAGUCUGAUGUUCAAGAGGUACACAUUGAGGAGGUCCAGGGAGAAGACAUGGAAGCCUGAGAGGAAGACAACUAAAGCUUUAGUCUAGAAACUAUCAUUUUAGAGAUGCAUGUUGAAAUCAUUUAUGGGAGAUGUGAUGGAUCAUUGGGGAUCAUUCAAUAUUCACUUUCUUUUGUUGUUCAGUGAAAUCAUCCCAUGUGAAGAGUCCAGUUUUUUUUAUUUCUAUUGGAAUGAUUUAUCAUUUGCAAUUAUGUCUGUGUAUAAAAGGUAAAAGGUUUAUGUUCCUGUCUCCAUAUAGUAAAUAUAUCCAAAAAACAUCUACAUUGAAAUGGUAUUCAUAUUAAUUUACUUAUAUUUCCGUUAAUUCCCAUAUAUUCUGGUUAAUUCCCACAAAAAGUUUCCACCUCUGAAUAUUCACCAAAAUAUGCAACCCUUAAUCAUUAUUAAAGUGGCAUUAAUAAUCAAGUCUGUAUGUAGGCAGUUAGUGAUGGCAGUUUAACAGUCUGAUGGCCUUGAGAGAAGCUAUUUUUCAUUCUCUCGGUCCCAGCUUUGAUGCACCUGUACUGACCUUUCCAAAUCAUGUACCAUCAAUUGAAUUUACCACAGGUGAACUCCAAUCAAGUUGUAGAAACAUUUCAAGGAUGAUUAAUGGAAACAGGAUGCACAUGAGCUAAAUUUUGCCUCUCAUUGCAAAGGGUCUGAAUACUUCUGUCAAUGUGAUAUCAGUUUUUUAUUUGUAAUAUAUUUGCAAAAAUGUCUAAAAA
Messenger RNA from Oncorhynchus masou masou (cherry salmon), 3366 nucleotides. RefSeq names its product gastrula zinc finger protein XlCGF49.1-like. The coding region runs from base 37 to 663 and encodes 208 amino acids. Gene Ontology annotation, molecular function: RNA polymerase II cis-regulatory region sequence-specific DNA binding; DNA-binding transcription factor activity, RNA polymerase II-specific. Gene Ontology annotation, biological process: regulation of transcription by RNA polymerase II. NCBI's taxonomy places the organism in Eukaryota, Metazoa, Chordata, Actinopteri, Salmoniformes, Salmonidae. The record is from RefSeq and is a predicted model, not a curated record. The transcript has 2 exons.